GUUAUAUAAUAAUAAUAUGCACGAGUUAUCAAUUUCUAGGCUGACAAUAGCUUUAAAUAGCUUAAAAUAGGAUUACUAUAAAGUAGAAAAUGAAGGAAAAGGGAAUAGAUAUUAAAUUAAAUUUCAAUAUGUUAUUGGUGUAUUAUUUUAUUUUUAGAUAGAAUGUGUCAAUUUGAAAUGUAAAUCAUAUAAAUUUAAUUGUAUAAUGAAUUGUAGAAUAAGUAAUUGAG
This is a messenger RNA of Paramecium sonneborni, 230 nucleotides long. NCBI's taxonomy places the organism in Eukaryota, Ciliophora, Oligohymenophorea, Peniculida, Parameciidae. The record is from the annotation of a GenBank genome assembly.